Messenger RNA from Penicillium cosmopolitanum, 1458 nucleotides. RefSeq names its product alpha/beta-hydrolase. The record is from RefSeq and is a predicted model, not a curated record. Gene Ontology annotation, molecular function: protein binding. The transcript has 2 exons. Lineage: Eukaryota; Fungi; Ascomycota; Eurotiomycetes; Eurotiales; Aspergillaceae. Bases 1 to 1458 code for a protein of 485 amino acids.
AUGGGAAAGACACAGCUAGCGAUUCGCCUCGCACGAGAUCAUAAAAAUGAUUUCACCGCUAUUACGGAGGAAGGCAAGCAAGCUCCACCCCGCGGGUGCGAGCCAGUUCGGCCUGAAACUCCUCCGCCACUUAUAUAUCCAGAUGGCAUAAAAAUCUUACAUGACUGCCCGGAUGCUGCAGUUGAUAUUUGCUUUGUCCACGGUUUGACGGGUGAUCGGGAAAACACUUGGACCGCAGAUGGCCAAUCGAUUCCCUGGCCGCAAGCACUUCUCCCGUCAAAACUCGACCGAGCUCGCAUUCUGACCUACGGCUAUGACGCUUAUAUAGUUCGGAAAUCAGUUGAAUCUUCAGACCGAUUGAUUGAUCACGCCACCAACCUUUUGGUCGAUCUUGCGUUAGAUCGAGAUCUGAGCAAGGCGACUUCUCGCCCUCUCAUUUUUGUCUCGCAUAGUCUAGGUGGUUUGGUCUGCAAACGGGCUAUCCUCCUAUCGCGCAACAAUCCAGAACCUCAUCUUCAGAACAUAUUUGAUGCACUCAAAGGCGUGGUUUUCGUGGGGACACCACAUAAAGGCGCGUGGAUGGCGGACUGGGCUAAAAUCCCUGCAUCUGCACUUGGCUUCGUGAAGUCUUCGGAUGUCUUCCUUCUCGACGUCUUGCAGAGAAACAAUCAACUACUUGAGUCGGUUCAAGUCGACUUUCUGGCCAUGAUUCGGCAACUGCGCGAAGAGGGUCGGGGCCUCGAGGUGACCUGCUUCUUUGAAGAGCUCCCUAUACUUGGAGCUGGAAUGAUCGUUUCAAAAGAGUCUGCUACGUUUGAAGGCUAUGCGGCUCGGAGCAUCUAUGCUAAUCACCGGGAUAUGGUCAAGUUUUCGACGGCGGAGGAUAACGGUUUCAAGAGAAUACUUGACGACAAAAGUCGAAUCAAGAAUAGGGAGGCCGGAAUAUUGAAAGAUUUGGAUCGCUGGGUCCUCGAGAACGGUGACUAUAAACGAGGAUACUACGAUAAGGGACCACGCAUCCAAACCCUACGGGGCCAUAGCGAAUCGCUCGAGUCGCUUGCCUGGUCCACGGAAGGAGACCGACUAGCAUCGGGAUCGGUGAAUAACACGGUCAGGAUCUGGGACCCAGCCACUGGACAAUGUAUAUCAACCCUUGACAGUCAGGGUACAUACAACCUCGAGGAGAACAUUAACCUGGCUAUAUCGAUCGCCUGGUCACCGGACGGAAGUCGAUUGGCGUCUGGUUCACAUAAUAGCAACAUCAAAAUCUGGGAACCAUCCACUGGUCGGUGCUUAUGGACUCUCAAGGGGCAUACCAGCUUUGUAUUGUCUAUUGCUUGGUCAUCGGAUGCGAAGAAACUCGCAUCUGGGUCAGAUGAUAACACAAUCAAGAUCUGGGAGCUUUCGACGACCGCGCAACGCACCUUGACUCUUAGGGGGGCACAAACAUUGGGUUAG